UAACAUUAUUUCAGGAGGAACGAGAAUCGGUCACACUUAUGCAGCAACAAUUUUUUUGUUUCGCAUUUUGUUUGUGAAAAUUUAAAACACGACGACGACGGUGGCAGCACGAUUUGCCCCGGUGCUGACGAGAUCGAGCCAGUCCCAACAUGUCGCAACAACGCGCCUCGGAGCAGGGUGCAGCCAGCAGUAACAACAACGGCGAUGUGAUUACGCUGGACGACGACGACGAGGAUGAGGAUGUGCAGUUUGUGGGCAUUGUGCGUCCCAGCACCACCAUCAUCGAUCUCUGCCUGUCGCCCUCCACUUCCGCGGCGGCGGCUGCUGCCCGUUCUGGAAACGGAAGUGCAGAUGAUCCGGCAACAGGAUCCGGAUCAGUAGCUGCUGCGGCGACUUCCGCUCCCAACUCCCCUGGUUCAUUAGCCGGAGAAGCGGCAAAAGCUACCGAUGAAGAUGCGGCUACAUCAACAAGUAGCGGGGACUCCCCUGCUACAUCGGCUGCUGCCUUGGAGUGCCCGAUCUGCCUGCAAACCUGCAUCCAUCCAGCUCGUCUCCCCUGCGGCCACAUCUUUUGUUUCUUGUGCGUUAAGGGCGUUGCCUACAAGAACCGACGAUGUGCUAUGUGCCGCCGCGAAAUUCCCGCCGAGUUCCUGGACCAUCCACAGCUUGUGAAUGGCAUUGAGGACAUCUGCACUACUCGUGCGACCGAAGAUGGCUACCAGUGGUAUUACGAAGGCAGAAAUGGUUGGUGGCAAUACGAUGACCGCACAAGUCAGGAUAUCGAAGAUGCCUUCAAGAAGGGCGACAAGUCCUGCACUAUUCUGGUAGCGGGAUACGUCUACAUUGUGGACUUGGAGCAGCUGGUCCAACAGCGCCAGAAUGAACCCACUCGCUGCCGGCGGGUUAAAAGAGACCUGGCCACCAUACCCAAAAAAGGCGUGGCUGGUCUUCGAAUCGAAGGCAACCAGGUGACCAGUGACACAAUCUUUAGCAGACCAGCCGCCACAGCCAGCUCAGCAACCGUGGCGGCAGCUGCCUCCAGUUUUAUAUCCACCAUUGCGGCGACGGAUGCUGCAAUCAGGAUUGCUAGCGACAUAAUUGGCUCCACGCUGGCCCAUGCGGACGAGCUCACACGUGGAUUUGCAGCUAGUAACAUCAGCGACGAUCCGAGCAGCAGCAGCAGCGGUGAGCAAACCAACUCCACAAACCCACAGGAUACAGGGCGCUCGCCUGCCUCCUCACCUGCCUCGAGUUCCAUGCAAGACCUGAUCUCGCGGGACCUGAGAAACACCCAACAGGUGAUCGCCCACAAUCAACACACCAUUGAUCUCUUCGAGCAGGCCUUGAACGACUUCCAGGCGCUAGCUAUGCGCAACUAUGUGGACUCCAGCGAUGAGGAGGACAACGACCAGGAUCAGGAGCAGGACAUGCGAGAACGAGAGCAUUUGGGGGCGGGCGAGCAGCCACAAUCCGGCGAUAGUCCCCAGGGAUUCUAGAAGUUAUCCGUUUGACAGAAAGCUUACACUAUUGCUAGCUCAGCCCAAAAACUUAAAAACAGAUCAAUGUUCCUUCUAGCAGAUUUCACUAAACAGAAAGGGGGAUGUUAACUAGAGAAAUGCAGCGCGUACCUGAGAAUAUAUCAACUUAUAUAUAUAUCUAGAGGCUCCGAGCGUUGGACGUUAAACAGAAAAAGGAAGAAAAAGAACAGAAUGUCUACAGGGUAAACCAACACAUAUUCCUUAAAACUUUAAAUCAGAUAUUGGACCAUAGCGGUUACAACAUACAUAGACAGAACUAAUCUGUGUUACACGAUAUUCAACUAUCCUCAACAAAAUUAACCAAAUUAAAGCAAGAUAAGUGUGUUCUUAACUUUUGUUUUCAAAGGCAACAUUUAAGAUAAAAGCUCUACAUUGUUGCCUUUCUUACAGUCUGCCAAACUUCACAGUUCUCCUCCGAGUAUAAACUUGCAGUAUCCCACUGUACGUGAAGUCUAAACCAUUAAUAAAUAUUUUAAUGACCAAGAGCUCCAUACGUUCUGGAGAUCUUUGCUCUAAAUAAUCUAACUUCUUGCAGGCUAGUAAGGGCAAACGUAAAUUUAAUCACCAAGCAAAAAAGAGUAGUGUGAAAACGACAAUAUUUGUGAAUUGGGAAUAACUUGGCAUUAGUGCGAUUCGUGGGAGGUCAAUUAGCAGGAAAUUCCGAUUAACAUAAUUAAUAUUCAGUGCGUUUCUUAAAUUGGAAUGCCAUACAUUUGUAGAAAUCUUAGUUCGGAUUGUCAACUCAAAAUUCCACAUCACACAGAUUGUUUAUAAAGCGUUUCAAAAUGUAUAAGUAACAUUUCCGUGCUUUCGAAACGCACUGUGGUCAGGGGAAUCAGAUCCAGUAUUAAUUAUUAAGUCGCCCUUAAGUGCGUUAAGCAAAAACAGUUCUGUGACAGCUAAAUAUACUGAUUAUUUUAUUCUAUAAGUUACUAUAAUAAAUAUAAUUAGAAGAAAAUUGUUAGUCAGAUUACAAAUGACUUCUUGAAGACCUAAUGAUAUUUGUGCGCCUGAUUUAAUAAUCUCAAUUUUGUGACUACUAUUUAUAGAUUCGUUUUCGA
This is a messenger RNA of Drosophila biarmipes, 2599 nucleotides long. It is a transcript of the gene Rnf146, whose product is annotated as E3 ubiquitin-protein ligase rnf146. Gene Ontology annotation, biological process: Wnt signaling pathway; ubiquitin-dependent protein catabolic process. The transcript is spliced from 4 exons. The record is from RefSeq and is a predicted model, not a curated record. Gene Ontology annotation, cellular component: cytoplasm; nucleus. Gene Ontology annotation, molecular function: poly-ADP-D-ribose binding; zinc ion binding; ubiquitin protein ligase activity. The coding region runs from base 150 to 1496 and encodes 448 amino acids. NCBI's taxonomy places the organism in Eukaryota, Metazoa, Arthropoda, Insecta, Diptera, Drosophilidae.